AUGCAGUGGCACCCUCAUCUGACCAGCGCCAAGAGAACAAUGCCUCGAAACAGGUAGUCAAAAACAAAGAUUUCAACCUUCCUUUAGCAGAUAAGAUAUCUGUGUCAAAUUGUGAUAUCUAAAAUAUGAGAAAUAGAAAACGGUGAACCGUGAUUGAUGUUGUUAUGUGUUGCUUUGGAGGUCCUCAGAGACAGGCCUGUGGUGCAGGCUCUAUGGCACGUAGCCCUGGGGAGACCUGAGGCUCUCUGCUAGGCUCUGAUUGGCUCAGAAAGAGAAGGUACUGUAUACAAGUCAAAUACUAAUACAUUUAGGAUGGUACAAUAUGUGGUCCUGUGUGGCUCAGCUGGUAGAGCAUAGUGCUUGCAAUGCCAGGGUUGUGGGUUUGAUUCCACAGGGGGAAAAUGUAUGCCAUCACUAUUGAAAGUCGCUCUGGAUAAGAGCACCUGCUAAAUGACAAAAAUGUAAAUUAAUGUUUUCCCAAUAAAUACUGUACAAGUUCACAUGAGGGGACGCUCCAGCAAGACUCAAUCUCAGAGGAGAUGUACACUACAGGACCAAAAGUAUGUGGACACCUGCUCGUCAAACAUCUCAUUCCUAAGUCAUGGGCAUUAAUAUGGAGUUGGUCCCCCUUUGCUGCUAUAACAGCCUCCACUCUUCUGGGAAGGCUUUCCACUAGAUGCUGUAACAUUGCUGUGGGGACUUGCUUCCAUUCAGCCACAAGAACGUUAGUGAGGUCGAGCAUUGAUGUUGGGCGAUUAGGCCUGGCUCGCAGUUGGCUUUCCAAUUCAUCCCAAAGGUGUUCGAUGGGGUUGAUUUCAGGGCUCUGUGCAGGCCAGUCAAGUUCUUCCCCACCGAUUUCGACAAACCAGUUCUGUAUGGACCUCGCUUUGUGCACGGGGGCAUUGUCAUGCUGAAACAGGAAAUGACCUUCCCCAAAUUGUUGCCACAAAGUUGGAAGCACAGAAUCGUCUAGAAUGUAAUUCUAUGCUAUAGCGUUAAGAUUUCCCUUCACUGGAACUAAGGGGCCUAGCCCGAACAAUGAAAAACAGCCCCAGACCAUUACUCCUCCUCCACCAAACUUUACAGUUGGCACUAUGCAUUGGGGCAGAUAGUGUUCUCCUGGCAUCCACCAAACCCAGAUUCGUCUGUUGGUCUGCCAGAUGGUGAAGCGUGAUUCAUCACUUCAGAGAAUGCGUUUCCACUGCUCCAGAGUCCAAUGGCGACGCGCUUUACACCACUCCAGCCAACGCUUGGCAUUGUGCAUGGUGAUCUUAGACUUGUGUGCGGCUGCUCAGCCAUGGAAACCCAAUUCACGAAGCUCCCGACGAACAGUUGUUGUGCUGACGUUGUUUCCAGAGGCAGUUUGGAACUCAGUAGUGAGUGUUGCAACCGAGGACAGAAGUCCCGUUCUGUGACCUUGAGUGGCCUACCACUUCGCGGCUGAGCCGUUGUUGCUCCUGGAUGUUUCCACUUCACAAUAACAGCACUUACAGUUGACCGGGGCAGCUCUAGCAGGGCAGAAAUUUGACGAACUGACUUGUUAGAAAGGUGGCAUUCUAUGACGGUGCCACGUUGAAAGUCAUUGAACUCUUCAUUAAGGCCAUUCUACUGCCAAUGUUUGUCUAUGGAGAUUUCAUGGCUGUGUGCUCGAUUUUAUACACCUGUCAGCAACGGGUGUGGCUGAAAUAGCCAAAUCCACUAAUUUGAAGGGGUGUCCACAUACUUUUGUAUAUAUAGUGUAUUUCCCUUGCUGUGAGGUAAUAGAAGUCAGAGUUGGUCUAUAGACACUUGAUACUGGAUUUAUUCAGAUCUUCUGUUGUGACCUUGUUCAACGACUGUACCUCCAGAGCAGUGUAAGCUUGGAGAGGAGAUUCUCUGUGGGCUACACAGAGAAUAUCCCAAAACUGGAGGUGAGCGCUCUGCCAAGAAUUGAAUAGAGCUCAAUAUGUGCAAAGAUGACAUACCUUGUCUCUAUGGCAACCAAGCUGACCAGUCAAGGAACAUUAACACUUGGUGAAACGUCCCCCUGUACUCUUAUCACAGCCCUUACCUGCCAGAAAGUGAGGAUGAUGUCUUCAUCAAUAUCAAGUUCAGUGCGAUCCAUCAAGCAUUUGAGGUAAGCAAUCCCCUUAAUGGUCAUUUGUCAGGCAGCUGAACAGAGUGCCGCUCAUCCAUGUCUGUUUUCUGUACCACAGCACAUCCUCAGAGGCCAAACACUUCCUGAAGGAGACAGGAAAGAGCCUGAUAAGAGGGCUGCUAGCUUUAGCAGGAAAGUUAUGUAGCUAGUAGUAUACCCACCUCACCCUCUGUGUGGAGAAUAAAUGCUUUGGUAGGUAUUCAAUACUUGCAUCCAUUAUAUUAGCUGGUGUCAAGAAUAUAAUUUAUGACAUCUACUGUAAGAUCUUGGCAUUUAUCAAGACCUGAAGGUUUUGAAGUUGUAACUCUCCCUGCUUUGUGAAGUGGUGGGUUUAAUAGCCCUGUCUGUCCCUCAGUGGGUUUCGUACAUAAUUCUCUAUGUAUCGCACAUUUGUUCCUGAAUUCCUCUGGAGGUGGGCAAUGGGAAACAGCCUCUUUUUCUCAGAAACUCCACACAGUAAAUAUCAGAUAUGUCCCAAGUUAGAAUUAUGCCAUUAGACGCCUCUGAGUGUUUGUUUGGGUGUUGUGUGUUGAUCUCUGUAGAGCUCGGAGGGUUUUGGUCAGUAUGGGAAAAGCUCAUGGCAUUCACAGAAAAUCCAACAAACUGGCAUCGUUGACGAGUGCCAAGAGGCAGGGGUGAGCUGCUGUCAUAGAGAUUCAUUAUAUCAGUACCAUCCGAGCUCUCAAUUUUAUACAGUACGACCAUAUGCUAUUGUCAAGGUGUUAUAACAUGAAUAGUCACUUUAUAUUCUUCUUUUUAUUUUAAUAUUAGUAUUAAGUGUGCCCCCCACCCUCAUAGAAAUACAUUUGGCCCUAUACAGUAUAUCUAUAGAACAUUGUUCAUCAAAGCACCAUGUGAACCUACAUAAUAUACUAAAGCUACUAGAGCUACCUGUAUUGUUAAUAGGGUCUGGGGAAACCUGAUUUAGACGUAAAGGGAACAGUAACAUUUUCCCUGCAGUAAAUCAUCCAUACCAGAAAGAAUUCCCUCCAUAUUUCCCUGAACAAUGGCUCUGCUCCCUGCCUGCUAUCUCUAGAAGCACAUGGUGGGCUUUUAUUACAUAUUUUACGAGUCCAUUGUCCAGGAGCACAUUCCAGCUAUCUUAAAGCCAACUCUACACACCCCAUGGAUCUCAGAGGGCACCAAGAAAACAGUACCUUUUUUUAUUCUCAUAAUCAAUAACACAUACAUUUUGUAAAUCAUAUGUGUACUCAGCAUGGAUUAUAAUGAGAUUACUACAGAUGAUUAGACAUACUAUCACAAUGGUAAAACAUUGUAUCUUAUGGUAAACAUGUGAAGGUAAAACCUAUAUGUUCUGGUCACGUUCAGCACGUAAUAAGGUGAACCCACCCCCACAGUCACUGUCUGUUUUAAAAUGUCUUCACAAAUUAAGAAGAAGGGAGUGUUUAAUGGUAGGAUGAAAAAAAGGAGGGUGUGGGCAUAGUAAAUUCAAUAGUAUCAAUAUUUCUCCUUUAUCAUACAUGCAUUACCACAUCUUUCCAGAAGAUGUCAGGAUGGUUCUGAGGUAAUGUAUCCAUGUGUCUGUAGAGGCCUGAUGGACUGUACCACCCCCAACUGUAUGAGGUGUUCAACUACACAGACCCAAAGAUCAUGUGGGCAGCCUAUAGACCACAGAGCAAAACCAAAUAAUUAUACAUCCUUCUUAGGGUAUGUGACUUUUUGUUGCCCUUCUCUCAACUGUGAGUGAGUUAGCUUGCUUUCUCCUCAGUUGUUCUGUAUGCUGAAGUAAUUUACUAUUGUAUAGUAUCCUGUCAAUGCCCAUAGAUCCAGUUACAGUAUUUGUCUUUGAUACAGACCUACUUAACCAUGACGUGGCGAUCAAAUACUUUUCCUUUGCCUUCCUUAUGCUGAGAGAUACCAUUCUUUAAAUCUGUAUUUUUAUCCGACAAAAUUUCAGCCUGGACAGAAAGAGGUAUGAAUCUCUGGAGUCACUGGCUGCGAAGGACCUCUCUGAUUGGAAAAGGCUUUUCUGCUUACUGCAGUCCUACCUGGAUGAGAAU
Coregonus sp. 'balchen' is the source of this 4158-nucleotide messenger RNA. The record is from the annotation of a GenBank genome assembly. NCBI's taxonomy places the organism in Eukaryota, Metazoa, Chordata, Actinopteri, Salmoniformes, Salmonidae.